Molecule: messenger RNA, 3828 nt
Organism: Pocillopora meandrina
Lineage: Eukaryota; Metazoa; Cnidaria; Anthozoa; Scleractinia; Pocilloporidae
Source: the annotation of a GenBank genome assembly
AUGAAACAUCUCACCACGAAAAACGUUCGCCUUUACUUCUUUACUGCCUUUUUUAUCUGUUUGGCCUUCCGUUGCCUCCUGGGUAUGGCCAAAACCACGCGAAGUUUCAGUCGCGGACAGAGAGCGUUUAAAGAUAACACCACGGGUUUGCCAGACGUCCUCAAGAGAUUGAAAUCCUUGGAAGAAAAGUAAGACUUGGAGAUUGCUUAAGAACCGAGUUUGAAUCAUUGCACCUGAAAACGCGAGCGGCAAAAUUCAAUUCCGUUCCUGUUUUCCAACCCGCGCAUUCCACAGAAAAAACAAACAAGCAAACAAAAAACCAAAAAGAAACCUCUCAUUCGCAACAAAUACAGAAUUAAAUUAUUACCAAAACGGUUGGAAGGCAGACGGCAAAAUUUGAAUUCCAAUGCGCACUUUCUACGGCUAUAACGAACCGUAAACCACCGCUGUCAGUAUCAUGGUAGGACGAAAUGAACGAAAAGAUGUUCUUCAAAUUUGGGAAGUUAUGAUCGAUUCGAUGAUGGGAAUUAUUGCGUGACCGUUUAGAUAAGGACAUACAGUAUCUCCUUUAUAGAAACGUUUUUAAAUCAAUUGAUGGCAUGACAAAACAAGGCGUAGGAAAGGAUUUCCUUGAAGCCUUUUUCAGUCUCGAUAGCCUCAAAUUGCAAAAAAUUAAUUUAACUUAAGCGUUCAUUCAAAGAUGCCUAUAAAAAUUUCACUUGACACACUAUUAGCCUUUAUAUAUCUCCUGCAUUAUUUGCCUUUAUUUUAAACCAGCGUUUACACUAAGAUACCCGUGAAAAAUAAACUAGAUAGAAUGUUAUGAUUUUCUUUCAUUCUGUAUUAAUUCAGGUCAUCGCAUAAUCAUUCUUAUAGUGUUUUAAAUAAUUGCUUGAAGGAUGAAAGAAUUUUACUUCAAGAAUUCAGUUUGUGUUCGAUGUCAAACACCAAUCUUAAAAUUGAAAUAUCUUAAGGAGGUUCCAUAGAGUUUUUGCUAAGUGUUGGCACACGCGCCAGCGUCAUGUUUUUCUAAAAAAAAAAUUAUGUUUUCACUUUUCAAGGUCACUAACAACUAUCAAAAGGCAAUGAGCAAGGUUCGGACUAUCGUUUGCUGUAGUAAAUAUUAUAAAAUUAAGCUAAGGCUCCACGAAGGGAGACGCUCGCCAGCGAUAAUUUGGGUUUGCUUUUGAUUUUCUUCAAUUUGCUUUAAUGAAAUAUCUCAAAUUUUUCACAAUUAGUGAAAAUUUUCCUGCCGAUCAUUUAAAAACAGAAAAAAAGGGGUUACAGAGGCAGUUUCCUCGCUAUUUGCAAUUUUGAUAACUGACUCUUACUGUCAACUGAAUGAUUGUUCGUGAACCGAUGAUUUCAGCUGAUGAUAAUUUUUCGAGGUUAUGUAAGAGGCUUUACUUAAUGAUGCCAUCAGAACCUGAUGAUAUUUAUUAUCAGAUUUUCUGCUCUGCAAAUUUCGUCCAAAUUAGUCUACUUUUUACUGUGACUGUUUUUAAUUUUUUAUUUUUUUUUUGCACAGGAUAGAUGCGUUACUGAAACCAAGACUUCAAGACUCGUGGUUUUUGGCCUACGUUUAGGUUUGAAUAAUAACGGAUCCUUUGGCUUUGUGUAAAGUAUUCGAAUUAAUAGCGUGCAAGAUAAGCUGUUCGCGAAGUAUCGCAGAAAGUUAGGGCUUCGUUCAGGGAAAAAGAGGCAUUCUGGAAAUUAAAUUUAUUAUUUUUCCAGCAAUGCUGAUGUUAAUCUUCAAAGGUUAUCUGCGAAAUACUAUUUAAGGUAGAAACUGCAGGUUUGUGAUGGCGCUACUUACUGAAUUUAUUAAAGAUUGACAAUUAUGAAAGGCCAACCAGAGAUCGUCAGUUUGAGGCAAGAGGAUACAAACAAAAAUAAACUCAAAGUAUAAACACCUACAAAGAAAUAAACAGAGAUGGUAAGCCCAUAAUUACAAAAGAAAAACUUGUUCAAAAAGGUGGGAAAGGAUCAAAAUAUACCAUUGUACAAUCAGUCGGUUAAUGACAGACAGAAAGACAGAAGUAUUGAGGCUUAAGUGAGUCAAACAGAUAGGAGACCAAAUGAAGUAAUAGAAUGAAAAAUUUAGUAAACAGAGAUGCAGAGAGACUCUUGAAAUGACAAAGGGUGAGCAGUGUUGAAAUCAUUUACGGAAAAUAGUUUCUAUUUAAAACCGGCAAGCCGUACUGAGUUUCAGUGUGUUAUUUUAAUGUUUAGUACGAUAUAUGUCGCUAUAUCGUAGGGGUUCAUGGGAGAAGUAACAUGAAAGGCUUAAUGGGACCACCUGGGCCACCUGGACUUCCUGGAAAACCUGGACGAAUCGGAGCAAAAGGUGAGCUUUUGAGGAAAACCAAAGACUAAAACUAAAGAAGAGAAGCAUAUCAGUAGCUGAGCAAUUUGUUUUAAUCAUGAUAAUGAUCAUAAUAAUAAUGAUUAUGAUAAUGGUGGAGGUAACAUGACAAUUUUACCUCUGAAUAAGAUGAGUUGAUUAAAGUGAGAACUGAAAAAAAAUAUUGAACAGGAAAAAAUCUCCAUUUGUUUACAAUGUCAAUCAUUUUAUGCUGCAAAUGAUUGUAACGAAGAAUAUUCCUAACGUACAAUAUGAAAGUGGUAUGAGGCUCUGUCGCAACAAGCCCAACAGUUCAUAAAAACUGCACAAAAAUCCACCACAAUGACAAAAUAUGUUCAACAGAUUCAAGCGAUCAUCUUCGAAGGUGCUCAUUUAAAAUGUUCCAUUUAGUUUAUUACAAAGCAAACAAAUAUCUCCAACCAAAAAGCCGACGUUUCAAUUAAAUUUUUGACAGGAGAAGAGGGAAAACCAGGAACCAUAAAAUCUGUUCCAGGCUCUCCAGGUCCUAAGGGGGAACAUGGAGCACGUGGAAGUCCUGGAACCCAAGGGGCUAAAGGCGAGAAAGGGAAACCUGGGAGGUCCGGGGUGAAGUAUGUUCGCUGGGGAAGAACCACGUGUCCCAGUGGUGCUCAGAUUGUCUACAAAGGUAAGGGUCAUUAAAUAACUAGAAUUGCACGUCAGUUUCAAGAGAUUGAGAAGUACACUACUCAAUUUUAUGACGUAGUAGUGUCAUAAUCAUGCGUCACAUUCGAAAUUCCCGAUCGAAGGGUUUUUUUCCCCUAUAUAAACGGAUUUAAGGUACCAGAAUGCCUUACUAAAUCGCUAUUUCACUGAGUGCAACACCAGUGAGUGUUGAUGAAAGAUGAAUCUUUUUUUUACAGAACUUUAGUGCUCCCAAAUAGUCGAGUAACAUACCAGAGUUCCCUUUUUAUUGAACCUUGCAUUUAUAAGUCGAGAAACAAGGGUCAUCAACAAUUUUCAUUUUAGGAUUGAUAGGUGGCGAACGUUACAAUCAUCAAGGCGGCGGAGUAAACUAUCUCUGUCUUCCAAGCAGCCCAAAGUAUGACAAGUACAAAGAUGGACAUCAGAGCGCGGGAUUCGUGUAUGGAACUGAGUAUGAAGUAAAUUCUUUCAACCCUUUUACGAAAUCCCUCGAUGACCACGAUGCACCGUGCGUUGUAUGUUUUGUCAGGUCACGUGCCUCAAUGCUUAUGAUGCCUGCAAGGAAUGAUUGUCCAUCUGGGUGGACCGAGGAGUACCAUGGGUACUUGAUGACUGAAUACUACGACCACAAGAAGCAGCGCGACUACGUAUGUGUUGACAAGGACGCAGAGGCUCGCCCAGGUACGGCGGCAAGCAAAGAUGGUGCAUUACUGUACCCCGUGGAAGGUGUUUGUGGUUCACUCCCGUGUCAUCCAUAUGUCGCCGACAGAGAGUUGACCUGCGCUGUAUGCACCAAGUAA